AUGGCCGACUUUCCCGACUCUCUGACAUGGCUGGACUUCGUCCUAGGCGUAUUCUCCUUCGUCAUCACAGUUCUAAACUUACUCGCUCUAUACGCAAAUAUGGUCGCCACUAUUCAAGCUGCACCCAGGCAGAUGCGUGACGCUCUGGGUAACCUCCGGCAGCAGAUAUGUGAGGAACGGGAAGCCCUCCAGCAUCAAACUUCCCACAGUCGCCAUAGACACCGCUUUGGAUAUUCCACGGCUGCAGAGAUCCUACCUUUGGCCUACUCUGAUCAGACCCUGGCGCUGCAUUAUAUGACACUGCGCGACUUGUGGAUACAAUUCAAGGGGCUAGAACGGCCGUUCCUCGUUGCGAGUGACAUGCGCGCCGAGGCAAUUCACCGAGGAGAUCUGUGGUGCGAAGACGAUUUUGACGACGAGAAGGUCCGCUACGACAUUGAGCGACACGGUGAAGCGGGAAGUUUUGCCGAUUGGAAAUCGCUGUACCGCUGUGACUUCGUGCAUCGAUUUAUAUGGUGGCAAUCAAAGGAAGACGUGAAGAAACUGGCGGAUAUGGUGCAGAAGGUGAUGCUUCGGAGGAUGGAGCGAGAGGUCACCCAGACGCGUUUGAUGAUUAUGCAGAUCCGAGGCAAUCAUCCCGACGAAUGUGUUGAUGAGAAUGGCGUCAGAGACAAGGACGAAACCAACGAGAAGAUUCAUCAGUCCAAGACGGCACAAUCGGUCACGAGGGCACACAACUUCGAGUUAUUCAUCCGAUAG
Pseudomassariella vexata is the source of this 759-nucleotide messenger RNA. RefSeq lists its product as uncharacterized. The transcript has 2 exons. The coding region runs from base 1 to 759 and encodes 252 amino acids. NCBI's taxonomy places the organism in Eukaryota, Fungi, Ascomycota, Sordariomycetes, Amphisphaeriales, Pseudomassariaceae. The record is from RefSeq and is a predicted model, not a curated record.